This is a messenger RNA of Penicillium longicatenatum, 351 nucleotides long. RefSeq lists its product as uncharacterized. The transcript has a single exon. The coding region runs from base 1 to 351 and encodes 116 amino acids. NCBI's taxonomy places the organism in Eukaryota, Fungi, Ascomycota, Eurotiomycetes, Eurotiales, Aspergillaceae. The record is from RefSeq and is a predicted model, not a curated record.
AUGGCAAUAUCGCGUUUGACUCCAGUCAAGGAUUCCGUGUCCGUGUCCCUUGAGCUUGGAGACAUCAUCAAACGGAUACACGUGGCAGAGCCCUUCUUCGAAGACUCUGUUGCAUCCAUGUCGGACCUUCUGAUACUGAGAGCCGAGACGGUGGUGAAUCGUGGGAGUAAUGGCGAUGCUGCGGACUUUCGAUGGGUGCUGUCGGAGGUGGCAAGGGCUGGUCAAAUUCUCAAGAGGUUGAGCUCAGAUGAAUUAGAGUAUAUCCGCAAUGCUAAGAAGUCUUUCCUCGGUAGACUGGAUUGUUUGGUUUUGUAUUCGGUCUUGGAUGACCAGGAUGGGAGGACCCUGUAA